Messenger RNA from Musca domestica (house fly), 6942 nucleotides. RefSeq lists its product as uncharacterized. Gene Ontology annotation, cellular component: nucleus; cytosol. Bases 666 to 4715 code for a protein of 1349 amino acids. The transcript has 3 exons. Gene Ontology annotation, biological process: protein dephosphorylation. The record is from RefSeq and is a predicted model, not a curated record. Gene Ontology annotation, molecular function: mitogen-activated protein kinase binding; protein serine/threonine phosphatase activity; cation binding. Lineage: Eukaryota; Metazoa; Arthropoda; Insecta; Diptera; Muscidae.
CCAACAGUCAAAGCGCGCAGACCAGAUUUUUGUGUCGUCGUCGCUGUGUAUUUUAACAAGAAAUAAUAAGCAAAAAACAUUUAAUUAAACACAGCAGUACUUACAGACCUCAGAAAUAUUUUAAAUACGAAAUGAUUCAUUGAAAUUGUGAUUGAAAUUUAAAAACGGAAAAAAUUAACAAAAAUGUAUUGAAAUUUUACAUUGCAUUGCAAGAAUAAAAUGUGUGAUCUCCGCUGAAAUUCACUGAAAUUAAUGAGGAAAAAAAGGAAAUUACAUUAAAGAGGUCGUUUUGUGGCUGAUUUAAAAAAGAAAAUAAAAUACAUAGAGCAUAGUUUGUUGUGUGUGUGAGGAGGAAGAAAGAACGUCGACGGCGAGGAAAAUACAGAUUAAAGCAAAAAAAUAAUAGAGCUGCUUGGGUUCGCUCUAUCUCCCUCUCGGUCGCUCUUACACCGCUCACAUUAGAAUGUGUGAGGGUGAUAGCUGCCGUCAUUUUGUAAACACAGUCACAGCAGUGAAACAAACAACAAAAACAAACACAAGAACACCAUUCAAAAGGGAAGAGUGCAAAUGUCAAGUAAAUUUCUACAUAAAAACGACAUCUAAAGAGAAAGACAAAAAUACCAAUAACAAAAACAACAAUUUGUCGUUUCGUAAAUAUAAACAAAAUGCAAACCUUAAUAAACAACAACGUCAUGGGCAACAACAAUGCCCAGGAGCAGCAAUAUCCAAAUCUCCACCAGCAUCAUAUAAGCCAAGAUAUCCUGCCAGAACAACAGAAUCCUCAGCAGCAUCAUCAUCAUCCUCAUCAGGGUUAUACCCAUAUGCCUUCCACAACAGCAACAACAAUGCCAGUUUCCUCAUCGUCAAUAACACCGCCUUUAACAUCCUUGAACGAAGGUCUUUAUACCCCCAUUGUGACGUCAGAUAGUUCAUCUCAGUAUUGUAGUAGUUCAGAGGUAUCAUUACUGAAUUGUAAUACCACAUCCACAUCACCUGGUGGUUCCAGUUCCGACACCAAUUCCAACUGCAGCUUAUCACCAAAUUCUUCAAAUUCCAGUUUAUCCGAAAAGAAAUCAACACCAUCGAUAGGUGUUAAUUUGCGUGUAACGGGCCAAUGUAGUCAAGGUGGUCGUAAAUAUAUGGAAGAUUACUUCUCGGUAGCCUAUCAACAAUCGGAAAAUGCCAAAGAUUUGGAAUAUGCCUUCAUUGGUAUCUAUGACGGUCAUGGUGGGGCCGAAGCAGCUACAUUCGCCAAGGAACAUCUAAUGAUGGAAAUAAUAAAUCAACGAUUAUUUUGGUCUGAUUCGGAUCAUGAUGUAUUGCGAGCCAUACGUGAAGGUUAUAUUGCAACACAUUAUGCAAUGUGGAGGGAACAAGAUAAAUGGCCAAAAACUGCCAAUGGUUUGCCCAGUACAGCAGGUACAACCGCUACAGUAGCCUUUAUAAGGCGUGAAAAAAUCUACAUUGGACAUGUAGGAGAUUCCGGUAUUGUAUUGGGCUAUCAAAAUGAAAAUGAAAAUUUCUGGAGAGCCAAACAAUUGACGGUUGAUCAUAAACCCGAAUCUGUGGAAGAAAGAAACCGAAUUAUGAAAUCAGGUGGCAAAGUAGUUGUUAAAUCUGGUGUACCUCGAGUUGUGUGGAAUCGUCCAAGAAAUGCAAGUCAUCGUGGUCCCAUUAAACACAAGACUCCAGUCGACGAAAUCCCAUUCUUGGCUGUGGCUCGCAGUUUAGGUGAUUUGUGGAGCUACAAUUCGGAACGCAAUGAAUUUGUUGUCAGUCCUGAUCCAGAUGUUAAAGUAAUACCCAUUAAUCCCAAAACAUUUCGAUGUCUAAUAUUCGGCACCGAUGGCCUUUGGAAUGUGGUCACGCCACAAGAAGCGGUGAAUACUGUUCGAGAAAAAGAGGUGAUAAAUGAACGUUUACAAGCCCAGCGCGGUGAUUGUCCUAAUGAGGGCCAACAAUGGACAAAUCCCAGUAAAUCAUUAGUCGAUCAAGCCCUAUCGAUGUGGUCAUCGAAAAAGAUGAGAGCCGACAAUACCUCUGUUGUAACUGUGAUACUGUAUCCACCGGGUCAGGGUGUCCACAACACAACAAAUCAGAUACACAAGGAUGUGGGAAGCGCAAUAACGACACCACCAGCAUUUAUACAACCUGCCAGCUAUGGACUCGAGUAUACGCAGGUACAUGCGGAGAUACCCACAUAUGAUGACGCCACUACUUACAAGGAAAUGGCAAUGAAGUAUUUACCGCCGGAGGAAUAUCGAAAUUUCAAUUACUAUGCCGAUGAUUCCGACCAUGCCGAGGACACAGAUGACAGUGAUGGCGAAGAAGCAUGUACAAAAUCGCUAAUGCCAAACGGUGGCAACAAUUAUCACAUGCAAACAAACGCUUGGAAUUGGCAGCAACAUUCAAAUCAGCAACUUAGCCAUCAUGUAUCAGAAGAGGAACCUGGCUAUGUGGAAGAUGGCGAAGAGGAUGAUGAUGAUGAAAUAGAUGAAGAUGAUGAAGAGGAAGAAGAGGAGGAAGACGAAGUCAAUAAUGUAAAUAAUGUGGGAAGUGGAACGCGCGAAGUUUGUGUCAUAGAUUAUCAGAACUAUUUGCAAAUGGGUUCGGAAGAAACAAACGGUGGCGCUGAUUCCUAUAUUAACACCUUUGCUGAAUCGUAUAACUCCCUGUUGUCCACGGCCCAAGUAAUCGAGGAAAGUGUACCUUCCACCUCUUUAAUAACACCAACGAAUUCCAAUUCAAACUCCAGUUCGAAUUCCUCAAAUUGCCAAAGUGUUUCACCACCAAAUAUGCAUGCCAUUAUUGAGGAACAGCAAUUGUAUCAGCAGCAGUGUAUGUCCGAAGAGGAUGGAUAUUCUUUAACAAAACUGGAAACCAGAAGAGAGCAGCAGUCGUGCAAGUCUCAAGGUUCACCGGUGGAUACUUUUAAAAUUUUCCAUCCCAACAAUGUUGAUCAACAUGCCCAGCACCCAGAUAUGCAGAAUAUGACGGUAUAUAGCACCACCACAACCAAUACAGCGGAAAGCUAUUAUCACCAUGCAACGGAGUAUUUGCCACAGAAGCCGUUGGAACUGCAUUCCUUGUUGCAACAAGAACGAGAAGAAGAACAGCAGGUGGCGUAUGAAAGACAACAACUACAAAACCACCAAAACAUCAAUACCUAUGCCUGCCUACAAGCUAUACGUCAUAACGAUGACUCACCUACCACAUCCGCCUCGGUUUAUGUCAAUCAACAGAUUUCCAAUAAUUCAAGUGUGGAUGAAAAAGUAAUGGAUGUUGUAAUGGAGACGACAGAUGAUUUGAUAGAUGAAGUCGAGGAUAGUGUCACUAUUACUGUGGAACCUUGUGUACAGAUCAAUGAGAUUUCAUCCUCUUCAUCGACGGUAGACGAUAUAAUCCAGGAGGUAGAUGAGGAGUAUGUGGAAACAACGUGUGAAAAACCUGCCGUUAUUGAGACAAUUGAAAAGAUUGAAAUUCUUCAGGACAAUGAGGUGUACGAUGUUUGUAGAAGGCGAAUAUCGAAUGAAGAAGGAGGAAUGCCACCAAAAAUGUCACCUGAGAAAAGACAAUGUUUAACAUCCUGCCUCAACACACCAACACCGCCGCCUGCAAGAAAUGGCCUGAGAACGGGCCGUUCAUUUAACUUUAGCAACUCCAAUGUACAAAAUGAAAAUGUGGAAAGGGUUUCGUUAAGGGGACGAAACAAACAUGCUUUCUUCAAUUCCCACAGCCAACGAAGAAGUUUGAGUAUGACACCGGCGAGCAGCAAUGCAAAACCUACAUCAGGUCUGUUAAUGACACCUCCCACAGCUUCUUCCACGCCCAUAAUAAGACAGUUGCGCAGCAAUAGCAGUAAUACACCUAUGGAUUAUGGCAAACGUACCCUACGAACAAGGAAUUCAUUGGCCAAAGAUAUGAAAGCCAAAUCGUCUAUGGUACAGGCAUCCCUUAAGUUGCCACACAAUACACGUAAAUUCCUGCAACGAACUGGAGCGGGUCUAAUUGUAAGCAAUUCUGUUUUGAUGCAGGAUCAACACUUGACACCCACAAAUCGAAGAUCUCUCAAUGCAAACAGCAACACAUGUAAUGCCAAUCGCAGUAUUAAAACCCGCAACAACAAUAGCAGUGCAAUGCCUCAGACGCCACACCAUCUCAAUUUAAGAUCUCGCCAAAAUGUUGUGACACCCUCGACAGCAGCCCCAGCCACACCAAAUAUAAUUCAUCUCAAUAACAAUUCCUCAAUAGAAAGUUUGGUGGGAUCACCGCCACCGCCCAUUUCAGCAUCUACACCUGUGAUAAAACGUGCCUCCUCCUCUCUCAGUGAUCGUCGUAUUAACCUGCGUAGCAUACACACACGUAGUUCGUCGCGCAUAGAUCCGGCGGUACAGGCUACAAAUUUCAGUAAAACUACAAGGUCACAGAGUACGGGUACAAGUUUGGCGGCACCACCACCCUCGCCGAAAAUGAUAAAUGCCGCAGCCGCUGUUGCUGCAGCUACCAGGGCGCGAUCUCUAAUGACACAACAGCGUGCUGCUCAAGCAAAUGGUACACAGUCGGUGGUUUCGGCUGUCUUUGGCAAACGAGUUAACCUGCGUAGUGAUGGUGUGGUAACAACGUCAGCGGCGACUCCAGCUGUCUUGGCGACAACCACUGCUGCUUCGACGCAUCAAACCCUAAGAGGCAGAGUAGUUAAGAAACUUAAACGGUAAAUUAUGAAAAGAGCAACAUGUGCUGAAUGGUAGUUUAGAGAAGUGACAAGAGGUUUCUCCACAUCAUCUGAGGUUUCCAAUGAAUGAGAAUAGCUUUAUAGAAUAUUGUGUAUCUGUUUUGAGUUUACGCUUUUCCUAUUCUAAUUGUAGAAGAUGAGAUCUGAGGGAAUUGUAAUUUUCGCUGUAGAAUAUUACUUCUUUUUUAUUAUGAACAGUUUAAGUGGUUGUGGAAAAGGAUUUUGGAUUUCGUUAUUUUCUUCAAAAAAAAAAAAAAAAAAAAAAAUUGCAAGUAAUUGAAAUCAAAUGACAUUCUAAAAAUCCCUCUAAACGUUGUUAUGCAUUUUUGUGGAUUUUCUAUAUUUAGUGGAACUUUUCGAAUUUCAUUUGAGCUAAGAAAAAAAUUGUGAAAAAUAAUACCAAGAGCUUUUUCCUUACUACUUAAAAAUAUUAAAAUAAUUUAAGGAAUCUUGAAGCUUUAUAUCUUAAAAUUUUAAAGAUAAUGAAAAGUUGAGUAGAACUAAACUGAAUUUUUGGAUUAAAACUUAUUAGAUUUGAAAAAACAAAUACUCCAAACCUAAAUUAUUCAGAACUUACAUCUAGGGAGUUUCAUGACAGAAAGUCCGAGUUUUCCGGAGAGAAAAAAUGAUUGUUUUAUGCACUUCCAUUUUAUCUAUAAACCCAGAUUUUCUUUCGUCAAACUUCCCGAGUUAGAAAUGCAUUUAAUUCUUUUUCAAUAAUUUCCAAAAAUAUAUUUUGCUUGGACUCGCUUUGGAUAUAGACCAGUAGUGGGAUUCUGUAUUUUUUUGAUUUCCGACAAAAAUCGAUAACUUUGAAACCCAACAUUUUGAUAUAUCAAAGAAGUGAACGUUGACAACAUUGAUGUCCAUUGGUAGGUCUUAGCGACUACUUUGAUUUCGUCACUAACUUGCCGAAAAAUUUCGAUUGAAGUUGGGGUUUUGCGAUUAUUUGCGAACCACAUAAGGAAAGAUUUAGAAAUGAAAAAUCCGUAGGAUAAGGAUAUGCUUAUUUAAAAAUUUUUUUUCUCUUGAUAAAAUCUUCGAGAUUUGGCCAUUUAAAUAGUUUUUCCAAUUAAAUCUAAAGCUUUAAUCUGUUUUGAACAAUUUGAAUUUUCAAAAUGUAUAAAAUUUUUUAGAUCUUUAGAAAUUACAAACCUUUGCAAAAAGGACACUUUUCCCCCUCCUUCCCGAUGAUUAUUCUACAAUUAUAAUAGGAAAUCAUGACUCAAUAUUGAAUACAAAACAAACUAACUCUACAUUUGCAAUGAGUUCCAAUACCAAAAAAAAAAAAAAAAAUAUAUUGAAAACUCGUUACGAGAAUAGAUCAAAAAGUAAUGAUGAUAAAUGUGUAGUACAAAAUAAUGAAAUUUGAGAAAACAAAAAUUGAAAUUCAUUGUGCAUAUAAUAGUAGUAGUUUCAUACUAAAAAAAAUCAAGAAAACAAAGUAUAUAUUUCUAUAAAAUAUAUGAACAAAAAUUAUUAUUUAUAUAACAAAGAAAUAUGAAAGCAGCACCUAUUUCUUUUUUUAGAUUUAAUCUAGUUUUAUAUUUUAUUUCCUUUUGCAAUACGUCGAUUGUACCAAUCAACAACUUUCAGUCUAAUAUUAUUUUAAUACAAUAUUUUCUUUCAAUCAUAAUUCUACAAAAACAUUUUGUAGUCUAAUUUAAGUUUUUCAUCAUAUAUCUUAACAAAUUUUUUUUGUAUAUUCCAUUAAAACACUUAUUUUAAACAAACAAACAUACAAACAAAUUAUUAAUAAAAAUUAACUUUUAAGAAUAUUUUACAAUUAACAGUAGUUUUUAGUUAUCAUUUGUACCAGCAAAACAACUCUGCAACAACAAAAAUCAAAUCAAAAAUGUAAAAGAUGCUAUAGCUUUUAUAUCGUAUAAUUUUAUUAAUCAAAAUACAUACAUAGCAAAGUUCACUUUUGUUGUUUCUAUUUCCAUAAGGUUUAUAUGUAAAUAAAUUCAUGUUUUUUUAUUAUUUAUCCACAAAAAAUAGUAUUUCUUGUUUUCUCUUUUUAGAAAAAUCAAGAUUAUUUUUUAAAAUCUAAUUUUAGGUUAGUUUUAAUGAGCCAUAGAACUUUAUUCAAAAGAAAAAUGUUCCCCCAAGCUGGGGGACUUUAAUAUAUAACAAAUAUUAAACAAAGAAAGAAAAUAAUUAAGAAAAUAAAUAAAAUAUUUUUUCAAAAAAAGGAAUACUAAGUUAAA